Molecule: messenger RNA, 1701 nt
Organism: Folsomia candida
Lineage: Eukaryota; Metazoa; Arthropoda; Collembola; Entomobryomorpha; Isotomidae
Exons: 6
Coding region: 67-1554 (495 amino acids)
Source: RefSeq, a predicted model, not a curated record
UUAGAAUUGGAGUUCACGUCUUGUAUCAAAGUUAUUGAUAAAUUUUGACAAAUUUCCGAAAUCAAAAUGGGUGGCGUCGCUACUUUUUAUCUCAACGCGAUCGCAUCUGCAUUAUUUUCAAUUUCUGCAAAUAAUGUAUUGCAAUUUGGAAGCAAGGAAGCAGAUUACCACGAGCCAGGACGAACUUGGUCCAUGUGUGGACGAGAAAACUUACCACUCAACAAUUCCUACUGUGAUGAGUUUGAUGUCAAAAUGAAUUUGGCACUAGCACAGUUAUCUUGGGCGAUCGACGCCAUGAAGAAUAAUCUCGAAGGUCAGAAUUGGAUGUCGACCAGCCUGAACGGUACUCCGAAUUGGGAGACUAUUAGACCUAGGAAAAUGGUUGGUGGCUUCAAUCCUCCAGAUCCUGACGAGGUGCAGAAGGAAAUUGACGAUCUUAAAGAGGAAAUAGUGGAUCUGCAAACUAAGCUGGCUCAAAUAGACGUGAAUGGUGACAUCGACAAAGUUGAAAGUCAGAUGGCAGUCGUGCAAGAAGAAAUUGCGCAAUUAACGACAAAAAUGGACAGUUUAAUGCAAGAAGCCCAAGACACUUUCAAAGAUCAAAUAGAAACAUUGGUCACAUCCCUGAGCGCCAUUUCGACCGCAGCUUAUACCCUUAAAAUAACAGUAGCGAAUUUGGAGAAAGAUCUCGAAGAUUACAAAAUUAUAAAUAUAAUGCACGAAAUUGUCCGUGGGCCUGACAGCGGGACGGCGUACCUGUUCGAGAAAGGAUCCUUCAAGGGCAGCAUGACUACUGUGCUGUCAUCCCUCGUGUCACUUUCUUAUGUUGAGGUUCUCAAUGACAACGAAUUCAUCUUGAAAAUUUUCAAAUUUCUGAGUCUCCUUGAAGACAAAUAUAAACUUGACGGAUGCAAACACCUCUACUACAUAAUCGUCCUGAGUAACCACUUCUACAACAAACCACAACCCUUCCUCGUGGCCCAUAUGCUGACAAGUUUGUUGCAGUCCGAUGACCCAAACGUUGCCAAUGGAGCCUCAAAUUUUCUAAAUUCUGUCGUUUCCCCCAUCGUAAAAUUCAUUGCUUCCGAUAAGAACGCCAACAAUGAACCGCUCUGCCACGCCCAAUACAUCAACAAUGUAAUUGCUCCGUGCACCGUUGUUGCGGCAGGGGAUGGAUUCGCAUUUGAUGAUUCACAUGUCAUCGGAAAUAGCGCAUUCCAGUUUGGAUCGAAUUACGACGACGGUCUAAUGAUUGGGGAUGAUUGCGCAGUUGCAACGGGAUUUAUGGAAGUUCCACAUGCCGUUAUGAAAGAGUCGGCCCAUUUCUGUUUUUCACUCCAACCUGGUGCUCGACUGAAUAGACGGGUUAUAUAUGACGCUGAUUUUGACCCGUCUGAUUUUGUCCGGUCACGUUGGAAGUAUGCAGACCAAUCACCUUGCUUAGGAUGCAGGAGCGCGAAAUGUUAUUUAAUUUUGUAUCCACAAGCACUGGCUAAUGAUGAAAUGACUUAUUGGAGCUUGUUCGGGGGUGGGGUAGCAUGCGAGUCAGUUUGACAGUGAUGGCGAUUGCUUACGACGCUAUUGUUUCAAAAUUUGCAUUGAAAUGACCAUUACAGAUUCAAGGAUAUUGUUUCUAUUUUAGACAGUGUAUAACAUAAAUUCAUUAAAAUGCAAUAAACUUGAAUAAACGAACGGGAUAAG